This is a messenger RNA of Podarcis lilfordi (Lilford's wall lizard), 3176 nucleotides long. The record is from the annotation of a GenBank genome assembly. NCBI's taxonomy places the organism in Eukaryota, Metazoa, Chordata, Lepidosauria, Squamata, Lacertidae.
AUGUUGCCCUUGGGGGGGGGGACCCCUCUUUGCAGCUGGAUCUCCGGGAUCAGCCCCUCCCCCGCUCUCCUGAUCCAGAAGGAAGACGGUAGGGGGAAACCUUCCUCUCCCCCCAAUUCUUUCCCUCCCCUCCCGGCACCUCCUCCUCUCACCCCGCCCCCACAAGCCCAGAUCCCGCCCCCAAACGUCCCACCCCUUCCUCCUCCUCCUCCAAUCCGGCUCUUCUGUCCCAGGAAUGGGGGUGUGAGCCCCCUCCCAUCCUGCCUUCUUCUCCAGGACGUGGAGCUUCCACUCCGGAUUGCUGCUCUGCCCCGUAGGUCUAGGGGGGGCGGCUUUCGAUGCUGCAGGAAAGGAAAGGAGAAUCGGGAGCGAGGACAAAGAGGUAAAGGGGUCGCGGGGGGGGGGGGAGGAAGAGACGAGGACCCAGAGACCCCUCCAGCUCCCCCAAGCGCCUUCCGUGGGGCCUGGAUCCCGGCACGCGUGCUGCGAAGGGGGCUUUCCUCGCAGGGCGGACCCCUCGCCCCGUUUCCCAGGCUCCGCGCGUCCCAUGAAAAGCUUAAGGGGCGCGAGAGACGCCUGGAUAGAGACCCCCCUGUCCCUCCCUUGCUCCUGUUAGGGGGGGCAUGCGGAUGGAGAGAUGGGGACGCAGGACGUGGGGUGAGUGGUGCCAAGGAAGCCUCUGGGUGCAGGGGAGACUCCGGGAGAACUGGGGGGAGAAGGGAGGGGGGCAUCGCCGAGGCAGGGAAGCGCAGCAUUGGCCGGGUGGGUGGGGAGAUAGGAAGACCAGUCUUUGGGGAGACAUCUCCAUCAUGACGCCCACGAUGAAUCUCCGGAGGGGCCGCCUUGGCUUCUCCCUCCCGCCCAGCAAUCGACCCCCCCCCCCUUCAAGGCGACCAGAGAGGGAUCACUGGAAAGUGGGGAGUCCUGUCCUCCCACCCUUCCUUGCUGCAACCUCCAUCCUCCUUCCACCCCAUAAGCCCCUGCCCUGUCCAGACGCAGCCCUUCUGCCCAGUCCAACCACUGGUCCCCUGGAGAGGAGAGGAGAGGAAAUCCCGAGAGGAAGAGGGGAGGGGGGAGGCCUUCUCAGAAGCGGCUCUUGGUUUCCGCAAUCCCACCCAGGAAGCAGCCAGAAACCUUUUCCUCUCUCUCAGGCUUCCAUCUUUAUUGUCUUUUCCACUGAGGAUGAGGAUAAUGUACACCUGUCAUCAGAAACAGGGGUGCAGAGUCCAUGGAAUGGCUCUCAGGGCUGAUAUAGAAGUUGCACCUCAAAAGGAUUUCUGAUCCUCUUAAACUUCGAAGGCAAUGUCAGAGUGACUGACAAGCUGAGAUACAAUCCUUCAUCAUCCGAUGACAGCGACUGCAUGAAUCUUCCCAGUCAAAGGACCCAUUUUCAUGAUAGACAGUGCCUGUGGCUGGAGGCUCUACACACCGGGUGUGCCUGUGCAGGCCAAAGACUGCCAGUAUUAGCACAGGUGAGGUGUGUGACAUCCCCAAAUUUACAGACUGUAUGUGAAUGAGCGUUCGUGGGUAGGAUUCUUUUUUACGGCAACCCUGUGAUUUUCUCCACCCAUAACAUUUCGUUAGCUAAUAUUGCAGUAAAAAUUCCAAAAUAACUACAAAAAAUCACACGAUAAUAAUAAUAGUACAGUGGUACCUCAGGAUAAGAACUGAAUUCAUUCUGGAGGUCCAUUCUUAAGCUGAAACUGUUCUUAACCUGUGGUACCACUUUAGGUAAUGGGGUCUCCUGCUGCCGCCGCACGAUUUCUGUUCUCAUCCUGAUGCAAAGUUCUUAACCCAAGGUACUAUUUCUGGGUUAGCAGAGUCUGUAACCUCAAGCGCCUAUAACCUGAAGCACCUGUAACCCAAGGUACCACUGUAGAAGUUCUAGUAUUAGUAUUUUCCCCCAGCCGCUCUGGGCAGCUUACAGUACAUAUAGGUAAAGGGACCCCUGACCAUUAGGUCCAGUCGUGGCCGACUCUGGGGUUGCGGCACUCAUCUCGCUUUACUGGCCGAGGGAGCCGGCGUACAACUUCCAGGUCAUGUGGCCAGCAUGACUAAGCCGCUUCUGGCGAACCAGAGCAGCGCACAGAAAUGCCGUUUACCUUCCCACCGGAGCGGGACCUAUUUAUCUACUUGCACUUUGACGUGAUUUCAAACUGCUAGGUUGGAAGGAGCAGGGACUGAGCAACGGGAGCUCACCCCGUCGUGGGGAUUCGAACUGCCGACCUUAUAAUUGGCAGGUUGUAGGCUCUGUGGUUUAACCCAAAACGGCACCCGCAUCCAUACAGUACAUAUACAAGACAGUAAAACAUCCAACAUUAAAAACCUCCUGAUACAGCUGUCUUCUAAAUGUCAGAUAGUUGCCUACCUCCUUGCCCUCGGAAGGGAGGGCAUUCCAUGGGGCAGGAGGCCCUCUGCCUGGUUCCCUGGAACUUCACUUCUAACAGCAAGGGAACCAGCAGAAGACCCUCGGAGGCGGACCUCCCUGUCCGGACUGAGCGAUGGGGGUGAAGAUGCUCCUUCAGGUCCACAGGGCCAAGGCUGUUGAGGGCUUUAGGUUGCAGAUCUUGCUCCUCCCAGUGGCGUAGCGUGGGUUGUCAGCACCCGGGGCAAGGCAAGUAAUUUGCGCCCCCUAACCCGUGGAUUUUCGCACUGCAAGUGCGAGCGCGCCCCCCCAGAUGUUGCGGCUGGCCCCCCCUGUACCCCCCACGCUACGCCACUGGCUCCUCCAUAAUGAUCGAUGUAUAGUUAGCAGAGUAGGAAAAAACACUCAGAGGCAGCCAAAAAUAAUUCAGCUGAGAAAUUUAUUACUGAAGACAGAUAAGCAUAACAGGAGCCAAAAAAUAGCAAAAAUGUAACACACUAAAACCCUGACUUAGCAUACCAAAACAGCACUCAAGUAAGAAACAGACAAACAGAGUAGAGUAAUAUCAUAAUAGGAAGUGGGAGCAGGCGCAUUUCAACACUGUAAUUUAUAUAUAAUUCAAUGUCAGAGUAACCCUGGGACUAGAUAACAAGCCUCCAGGUGGACGUGCCCCAUCUGCCCUUCACUUUCCUCUUCCGCACGAGCAGAAUCUGCCUUCUGGACUGUGGGAUUCACGGUUGUUCUCCUCCUCUCCAUCCACCAGGGCUUGACUUCAGGUGCAGCAGAAUUCCCCAGCCCCCCAAGGAUUUGA